GUUUUUAGUGUAAAUGCAGAGUUUGUGUCAAAAUAUUACUCAGAAUACGAAUGUAACACCCCAUUGCUCGAUAGAGCUGCCUUAAAAGCCACCUCACAUUUGAGCGAAAGAGGCCCUGAAAAUGCAAGACUAGAAGGUUGAGUAGAAAGGACACAGACUUGUAAGGCGGUGGACAAUUUAAAAUAAAAAGUUUUAAGUGUUUUUUUUAUCAAAAUGGUGGUUAGUGUACGUUGGGCUUUCAACGUGUCCUCCUGGACUCCUACAAAAAUGCAAAUGCAAUUCGCCUUAUCCUGCAUCCAGCAGGAGGAGAAGGAUAGGAUCAGUAAAUACGUUUUUGGGGACUCUUUUAAGGCGUCUUUGGUGGGACGUCUGAUGCUCCGAAAGUUUGUUCAUGUCGUCACCGGUUUGCAGUACAACGAGAUCAAAUUUAGACGUGAUGAUAAGGGCAAACCCUUUUUGGACAACUCCGAUUACCAAUUGGACGUCAACGUUUCCCACCAGGGCAACUAUGCAGUCCUUGCUGGCGAACUUGGCCCUUGCAAACUUGGUGUAGACGUCAUGAAAAUGGAGUACACGACCAAAAACAGACCCUUGGCAGAGUUUUUUAGGCUCAUGACCAGACAUUUCUCACCCCUCGAAUGGUGCAACAUCAAACAAGGAGCCAACGAGCAAAAACAAACCGAAGGCUUCUACAGACACUGGUGCCUAAAAGAGUCCUACGUCAAAAACUUGGGAUGUGGCAUCACUGUCAACUUACAAAAUAUUUCAUUCGAAAUCCAAAAUCGUACUUUGUCUGAAGACAAAGUCGUCUCGGAUACAGUUUGCAAGGUGAAUGGUGAAUAUUUAGACGGUUGGAGGUUCGAGGAGUCUUUGCUCGAUGAGGAUCAUUGUGUUGCUGUUUCUUUGUAUUCGAAGGGGGACAAACCACCAAUUAAGUUGUUCGAGUUUCUGAAUUUUAAUGAUUUGGUUAAAAAUGCUGUGCCUUUGCUCGAACCUGACCCAGAAUUGUGCGACGAAUUUUUUAAAAAGGAAUCUCAUCCUUACAUAAAUAAUUAA
This is a messenger RNA of Ctenocephalides felis (cat flea), 1056 nucleotides long. RefSeq names its product L-aminoadipate-semialdehyde dehydrogenase-phosphopantetheinyl transferase. Lineage: Eukaryota; Metazoa; Arthropoda; Insecta; Siphonaptera; Pulicidae. Bases 214 to 1056 code for a protein of 280 amino acids. Gene Ontology annotation, molecular function: holo-[acyl-carrier-protein] synthase activity; magnesium ion binding. Gene Ontology annotation, cellular component: cytosol. The record is from RefSeq and is a predicted model, not a curated record. The transcript has 3 exons.